This is a messenger RNA of Xenopus tropicalis (tropical clawed frog), 1176 nucleotides long. It is a transcript of the gene anxa10, whose product is annotated as annexin A10. Gene Ontology annotation, molecular function: calcium ion binding; calcium-dependent phospholipid binding. Bases 43 to 1017 code for a protein of 324 amino acids. The record is from RefSeq and is marked provisional. Lineage: Eukaryota; Metazoa; Chordata; Amphibia; Anura; Pipidae. The transcript is spliced from 12 exons.
GUCCCAGUGUUACAGAGCUCGGCGAGCAACACCAGUCUAACAAUGUUUUGCGGUAGCUAUAUUCAAGGUACAAUAGUACCAAAUCCAAACUGUAAUCCCAUGAUGGAUGCCCAAAUGAUUGGAGGAGCUCUUCAAGGAUUUGAAUGCGACAAGGAUGUUCUGAUUGAUAUUCUGACUCAACGCAGCAAUGCACAAAGGAUUAUGAUUGCUGAGGCCUAUGGGAAUAUGUAUGGCACGGAUUUGCUUGGAGUUCUAAAAGAUAACCUUGAUGGCCAUUUCAAAGAAGUGAUAACUGGCUUGAUGUAUGCUCCUCCAUGCUUUGACGCCCAUGAUCUUUGGCAUGCUAUGAAGGGACCAGGAACAGAUGAAAACUGCCUAAUUGACAUCUUAGCUUUGCGAUCAAGUGCUGAAAUAUUUCAGAUUAAAGAAGCCUACGUACUACAAUACAAUAACAACCUUGAUCAGGACAUUUAUUCGGAGACCUCGGGCCAUUUCAGAGAUGCCUUAAUGAACCUGGUGCAGGGAGUGAGAGAGGAAGGCUAUGCGGACCCUGCUAUGGCUGCUCAGGAUGCAAUGGUGCUCUGGGAGGCUUGCCAAAGGAGAACGGGGGAGCACAAAAAUAUGUUGCAGAUGAUCUUAUGUAACAAAAGCUACCAGCAAUUGUGGUUGGUAUUCCAAGAAUUUCAAACUAUAUCUGGACAAGACAUUGCUGCAGCAAUUAGUGAAUGUUUCGAUGGGUACUUCCAACAACUCCUUCUGGCAAUUGUUUCCGCUGCGCGUGACAGGCCGGCAUAUUAUGCAUACAGACUUUACAAUGCAAUUCAUGAUUUUGGCUUUCACAAUAAAACUAUUAUAAGGAUACUUAUAUCAAGAAGCGAAAUUGACCUGACGAAUAUAAGACAGAAAUAUAAAGAAACAUAUGGAAAAUCUCUUUUUCAUGACAUAAAGCAUUUUGCAUCAGGACACUAUGAAAAAGCUUUAUUGGCCAUUUGUGCUGGUGACACGCAAGAUUAUUGAAGGACAAGAGAAAUCACUAAGAAAUACAAAACAAAUCACUAACUAAAGGGACAAAAUGUGGCUCAAUGUUUUUCCACGUUCAUCAACACUAAUCAGGAAUGCCAUAAUUACAGCACUGUUCGUUUCAUUAAUAUUUAAUAAACUGCUUUCAAAAUAGAA